Molecule: messenger RNA, 2497 nt
Organism: Patiria miniata (bat star)
Lineage: Eukaryota; Metazoa; Echinodermata; Asteroidea; Valvatida; Asterinidae
Product: methyltransferase-like protein 25
Exons: 7
Coding region: 86-2125 (679 amino acids)
Source: RefSeq, a predicted model, not a curated record
CAUGUAAUGUUCAAGAUGGCUGCGCCCAUUGAGUGUAAAUACGUCAACGAGUGCGACUGUACUAAAGUGAUUCGUUGACAUCACCAUGGCCACUGAAAUGAACGGUACAAACCGUCAAAGGGUUGAAAAAAUAAUUGAGAAGUUUGUAGCGUUCCUAGAUAAUCAUCAGUGGGUUGUAAGAGUAAACACAGUGAGUUUCUUUACGGAGAAAAUGUGGGAGUGCGUUGUUGUUCGUCAUUUCGGCGAUGUAGCUCGGGAAAUCGUUCAACUCACGGAGACGGAAAUGGCACGCCUCCCUGCCGGUCAGCUACCGCCACCGAAAGACGGUGAAAGAGAACUUUGUGCAAUUCACGAAUUUAUAAAUGAAUGCGUGGAUCAUCGAUUGGAAAAUAGUGGUGUUUUAUGUGAAGUAGACAGCGUUUUGAGCCAACUAACUCAGACUGUCGGGAAAAAAGAUCAUGAACAACGCGACGACAGUCAAAAUCAGGAGAGGUCAUCCUCAUCAUCAGUGGUGCAGCCUAAGGCGUUAAUGAACAUUAAAAAAUCACAUGAGGUUGAAGAGAUGUCACGUUUCACUGCCAAAUUGGCUGGAAUUCAUGAACUUCAAAAGGUGGUUGAUAUUGGCAGUGGUAAAGGUUAUCUCGGGCAGUAUCUCUCCUUGCAACAUGGAUUAGACGUUAUCGGAAUUGACUCAUCAGAUACAAACACCCAUGGCGCCAGAGACAGAAGUCACAAAUUGCAGAAAAAGUGGGCGGGCAUUUCACAGCACAGCAUGAAGAUUCAGCAAAGUUCCAGCAAAUUUGAAAAUCCAAAAGAGGCCUUUAGAGAAAUAUACACUAAGCGUACUCACAAGCUAAAGAAUAUGCAAAGGUUUUUGAAUUGUCCGGACAACACUUGUGAGCCUUCAGUAGAGAAGGAUUCAAGUGGAUCUCAAGGAUUGAAGAAUAUGCCUGGCCAAUCAGAAAGCACUUCUGAAGGUUUAACAAGUCAGAUGGUGAAUGUAUUACCUAUCAGCCAAUCAGAAUGUUCAUCCAGUGAUGUAAAUCAGGGGCUACUGAAUAUGCAUCAGCCUGACAGCCAAUCACCAGGUAUAUUGACAUCAACUGAGAUGACAGACUCAAAUGAUGGGAGUGGCCUAAGUGAGGACCUUCAACAGAUUGAUUUAUACUCGAAUGAUGAUCAGGAUUCUCUACCUGAACAAAAGUCGCCCGUUUAUACUUAUAGUCAAACUAAUCACAACACACACAAGAAAGAAAAGAAACGGACAACCCCUGAAGCGGUAGAGAGUACCGCUGCUUUCAGUACUUCAUCGCAUGGAAAAAAUAACACAACAAAGAAUGGAUCUCGCUUCUGUUCAGUCACUGCGUUUGUUGAACCAAGCACCAGUCUUGCUAGUGUGGUGUCUAGAAAUUCAGAGGAGGCUGAACAGGAAAAUGAAGUGCAGCCAUUUAUGUUAAUUGGCCUGCAUACGUGUGGAGAUCUUGCCCCCUCGACACUGCGUCUGUUUGUUCACAAUGACACGGCCCGGGUGCUCCUGAAUGUCGGAUGCUGUUACCAGAAACUCUCGGAGGAAUUUGAGACUGGGGGCUGGCACGUCCCGGAGACCAAGCCGGAGGCAUGCGGAUUUCCCAUGAGUCACUUCCUGAGGUCAAAGGGCAUCAAGGUGACCAGGCCAGCGCGGAUGCUCGCCAGUAUGGCUGCAGAUAGAAUAGCCACAUCUCAAGUCGUGCCUGCUAUGGGACUGUUCUAUCGAAGUGUGCUACAGGUGUUACUCCGAGACCACUACAGACUGCCUACGAUGUCAGAAAAUGUUGGAAAGCUUGCUCCAAAGUGUCGAAGCUUCCUUGAAUAUGCCAGAAAAGCUCUGAAGAAACUCCAGUUUGAUGACUCUAAGCUUUCCGAUGUGGAGAUCAGCGCCUAUGCCGAGCGUUACCAGCCAUACUUCUGCCAGCUACAAGCGCUCAACCAACUCAGGGUUGCCCUCUCCCCGACUAUAGAGGGCCUCUUCAUGCUGGAUAGACUCUGCUACCUUCAGGAACAGAAGAGCGUCCGUAGUGCAGCAUUAGUCCGACUCUUUGAUCCCGUCACGUCGCCGCGGUGCUACGCCAUCCUAGCCACAAGGUAAAAUCGCAUUUUAAAGGUGUGUUCAGAUCUACCGUACACACCCCUAAACUAAUUGGUACCAGUUACGCCCCAAUCCGCCCUGCCUGUAUGGUUUGGAGAAUUCAUCAGGGAAUAUGAAGACAUUGUCAUACAACGUAAUACAAGUGCUAAUGGGAUAAUGGUUUUACCGGAUAUUAAAUUGGCACUCAAGUGGCAGCAAGACUCUGUUUCACAUAAGUUGGGCUCUUCAAACUGCUUCCUGAAUUUAUUUUUUCUUGCCUCUUUUUCCAAUGAAUGACCAGAAUUACAAGCCAUUACUGAUGUUAAGUAAGAUUUGAGGCUUUGCAUGUUGGAGAUACUAAAUAAUGAAACAUUUGCGGAAACAUCAUGUGCG